AUGGCUAAUGGAACUCCUGAUCAAAAGACAAAAAAAGAAAAAAUCUACGAUUUGAUUUCUGUGGCCCAGGCGAUGAAUAAAGACUUUGCUAAAAAAACCAAGGAACUUUUUGACCCAGAAGUAGAAGCCGUAAAAGAGGCUAUUUCUAAUGGAAUUUACGUUUCCUUUCGGCCUGUUGGAACUCAAUUUGAUCAGCAAGAUUGUUUGAGGGUAAAUUCUUCUGGAAGGUGCUUCUGUUCCCAUGCAUUGAAAGAGCAUAAUCAAUUUACUGCAGCCUCAAGAAAUACUGCAUGCAAAUUCCCCGAAUGCCCUUGCAAGCGUUUCCUCUAUGCUCCCAGCCGGCCGGAGGAUUUUGGUGAGUUUUGGUUGCCGAAGCGGCGGGAUUUCAAUCGUGAGGCAUACCGCAUGAAGUGCAAAUGCAAGCAUACCCACGAAGAACACACUAGUUAUCCCUCCCCGUUUCGUUGUAAGGCAAAAAAGUGCAACUGUCUUGCCUUCACUUCGGCGUCUCUUUGUGCAGCCUGCGACCAACACUGGGAGCAGCACGACACGGUAUUUGAAACUGAGGAAGAACGAAAAAAAGCAGGACGACAAAUAAGUAUGUUACCUAGCCCAACUGCCAUUAAACCGAGUCGGGAAGAGUGGUAUCCGUUUUCCGAACUGCCAGCAAUGCGUGACAUUGCUCUUACCGGUGAACAGUUGGCAGAUGCCAUUCCAUCACCACCACCACCACUCCCAUCAAAUGCCCCAGCAGACAAUAACACACCCUUUCAUCCCGGUAGAUAA
Messenger RNA from Mesocestoides corti, 786 nucleotides. NCBI's taxonomy places the organism in Eukaryota, Metazoa, Platyhelminthes, Cestoda, Cyclophyllidea, Mesocestoididae. The record is from the annotation of a GenBank genome assembly.